CUAGUUCAUCCUUUGGUACAAGUUCCAAAUCAAUUGGUGGGUGCUCCCGUCCUGACAGAUGUCACUUUAAUUUGCAAUGUGGAAGCAUCACCAAAAGCCAUCAAUUAUUGGCAAAGGGAAAAUGGUGAAAUGAUUAUCGCGGGAGAUCGUUACGUUUUAACGGAAAAAGAAAUCAAUAUGUAUGCUGUCGAAAUGGUUUUACAUAUCAAACGUUUGCAGACAAGCGAUUUUGGUGGUUAUAAAUGUAUAUCGAAAAAUAGUAUUGGGGAUACGGAGGGUACAAUACGUUUAUAUGAAAUGGAACGACCGGGCAAGAAAAUUUUAAGAGAAGAAGACAUGAAUGAAGUAACGAAAAACGAAAUCGUACUCAAAGAAAAUCGUCACGAAGAUAGUGCUCGCAAUCAAAAUGGUCGCUUAUAUAAAGAACGUGGCUCGGAUGCCAAUCUCUAUAAUAAUAGUAAUACAGGGAAUAGAACGAUAAAACCACCAUCUAUUACAAUAUUAAUUACAUUACUAUUAAUGUCAAUAUUAUUAUUGGCCUCGACACGAACACUCAACGACAACAACAAUUACAAUAAUCAUCAACACCAUAAUCACGUUGAUGAUAUACGGCUAUUAAAACUAUUAAAAUUUGACAUAAACGGAUUAUAGCUCAAUUAAAAUGUAAUUAAUCAUAAUAAGUGAAAAACAAGACACAGACAACCAACCAACCAACAAUAAUAAUACUAAAAAUAAACAAUAAAUAAAAUUAGGAACAUGAUAAAUUAAUUAAACAAAUAAUAUUGAAGUGGACAAAAACCUAAAC
Lucilia sericata (common green bottle fly) is the source of this 805-nucleotide messenger RNA. RefSeq names its product contactin-3-like. Lineage: Eukaryota; Metazoa; Arthropoda; Insecta; Diptera; Calliphoridae. Gene Ontology annotation, cellular component: neuron projection. The transcript is spliced from 4 exons. The annotation marks the transcript as partial. The record is from RefSeq and is a predicted model, not a curated record.